AUGGCACUACUUUUACACACAUGGAUGAAUCCAAGGCAUGAUGGUGCAGAAGAAGAGGGAGUAACGUACCCUACGAAACAACUGCUCCACUCUCUUACCUACCGCAGAAAGGUCCCACGACCUAUUGUUAACCUUUUGAAGGAGAAAAAAGAAAACAAAAUAAUGGGUAGCCUUGAAGAGGAAAGAACGACAGUGGGAUGGGCAGCAAGAGACCCUUCUGGGAUUCUCUCUCCGUACACUUACAAUCUAAGAAACACUGGCCCUGAUGAUGUUUACAUCAAAGUUUACUACUGUGGAAUUUGCCAUUCUGAUCUCCACCAGAUUAAAAACGAUCUUGGCAUGUCCAAUUAUCCCAUGGUCCCCGGACACGAAGUGGUUGGUGAGGUACUGGAGGUGGGGUCUAAUGUUAGCAGGUUCAAAGUUGGUGAGGUGGUUGGAGUGGGACUCCUCGUAGGUUGCUGUAAAAACUGCAGGCCAUGCCAAUCAGACAUUGAGCAAUAUUGCAGCAAGAAAAUUUGGUCUUACAAUGAUGUUUACAUCGAUGGAAAGCCCACUCAGGGUGGCUUUGCUGAAACCAUGAUCGUUGAGCAAAAGUUUGUGGUGAAAAUUCCCGAGGGUUUGACGCCAGAGCAGGUUGCACCUUUGUUGUGUGCGGGUGUGACUGUGUACAGUCCACUGUCACAUUUUGGGCUGAAAGAAAGAGGGCUGAGGGGUGGAAUAUUGGGGCUAGGAGGAGUGGGACACAUGGGGGUGAAGAUAGCAAAGGCACUGGGACACCAUGUGACUGUGAUAAGUUCUUCUGAGAAGAAGAAAGAGGAGGCACUUGAACACCUUGGAGCUGACCAAUAUCUUGUUAGCUCUGAUACCACUGCUAUGCAAGAAGCUGCUGAUUCACUUGACUACAUCAUUGACACAGUGCCUGUUGGUCACCCUCUUGAGCCUUAUCUCUCCUUGCUCAAACUUGAUGGCAAGUUGAUCUUGAUGGGAGUCAUCAACACCCCUCUGCAAUUUGUUUCCCCCAUGGUCAUGCUAGGGAGGAAAUCAAUAACUGGAAGUUUCAUUGGGAGCAUUAAGGAGACAGAGGAGAUGUUGGAGUUCUGGAAAGAGAAGGGACUGAGUUCUAUGAUUGAAGUGGUAAACAUAGAUUACAUUAACAAGGCCUUUGAAAGGUUGGAGAAGAACGAUGUGAGAUACAGGUUUGUUGUGGAUGUUAAAGGGAGCAAACUUGAUCAGUAA
Messenger RNA from Sphenostylis stenocarpa, 1236 nucleotides. The record is from the annotation of a GenBank genome assembly. NCBI's taxonomy places the organism in Eukaryota, Viridiplantae, Streptophyta, Magnoliopsida, Fabales, Fabaceae.